Molecule: messenger RNA, 508 nt
Organism: Staurois parvus
Lineage: Eukaryota; Metazoa; Chordata; Amphibia; Anura; Ranidae
Source: the annotation of a GenBank genome assembly
UUAUAUUCGUGCAGAACACUGUACCUUUAAUUUAAAUGCCCUUGGAGUCUGCUGGGAAGAGAAAUAAUACUGUCAGUCAGUAUGACAUGCAGAUGAGUGCCGUCGAUCUUAGAAUCACCGCACACUUCACUCAUUUGGGCAGUCACGGGGCCAAAACCAGAGUGUGGAGCCACAGUGUGGCGGUGGAGGCAGCAGCAAUGGGAGGCCAUACAGCACCCUAUGACAAAAUGGAACCCACCAGCAGUGUGAGGAGACCUGAAAGUGGCACAUGGCAGAGUGUGGCGAUGGAGACAGCAGCAAUGGGAGGCCGUACAGGGACCCAUGACACACUCUGGACCUGGCAGCAGCAUGAGGAGGCGGUACAGGGGCCCAUGACAGAUUACGGGCCUGGCAGCAGCAUGAGGAGUUGGUACGGGGGCCCAUGGCAGAUUACGGGCCUGGCAGAUGACGACGAGGCUGCCAAGUGCGAUCAAUUAGGUACUUCUUCGCCUGGCUGCUGAAGAGGCGG